Messenger RNA from Cheilinus undulatus (humphead wrasse), 7367 nucleotides. It is a transcript of the gene sytl5, whose product is annotated as synaptotagmin-like 5. Gene Ontology annotation, biological process: intracellular protein transport; exocytosis. Gene Ontology annotation, molecular function: neurexin family protein binding; phospholipid binding; small GTPase binding. Bases 390 to 2552 code for a protein of 720 amino acids. Gene Ontology annotation, cellular component: exocytic vesicle; plasma membrane. NCBI's taxonomy places the organism in Eukaryota, Metazoa, Chordata, Actinopteri, Labriformes, Labridae. The record is from RefSeq and is a predicted model, not a curated record. The transcript has 19 exons.
CCGAGGCGCACCGACACUCUCACGUACAGUUCCCGACCCACGGACUGACUCCCUCCAGCCCGCCGUGCUCCCCUGCCGGCUCCUCGUCAGCUUCUGCCACCUCCAGGUGGGGGGGUUGUCUUUCCAACAUCACGACCACGACCCCCGGAGGAUUCGUCACACUCAGCGGGAGCAGACAGCCCACUUCCCGGGUAAAGUUAAGCGCGUUUUGGUCAGGUGCAAUGCAGCAAAAAGCUCCUUUUCUCGCCCCUUGUUGCCUCCGCUGGUCUCGACGGUAGAUUAACCUGCAGUCAACUCAGGUUUCCUGAGAGGUCUUUGCUGCCAACUGUGCUUAAAACAGAAGAUUAGAAGAAGGAAUACUGGAGGGAUCUGUGUAGACUGAGGGACCAAUGGAGGAGAUUGGGGAGGAUCUGAACCUCUCAUUUCUGCUGGAACAUGAAAGAGAGAUGAUCCUAAAGGUGCUGCAGAAAGACGAGAAAUUGAGGAAACGAGAGGAGAAGAGGAUACGGAAGCUGAAAAAUGAGCUACUUGAGAUCAAACGGAAAGGCACAUGUCGUCCACAGGAGCUGGGUGAGCGACAGUGCGCUCGCUGCCUGAAGAACUUGGGCUUGAUUUUCGACCGUGGAGAUCUCUGCGAGGAGUGCCAGCUGCGUGUCUGCAGCGAGUGCCGUGUUACAGCUUCCAAGUCCAAGAAUUGGAAAUGCAACGUCUGUGCCAAGAUCUCGGAGCUGAAGGUGGUAACAGGAGAGUGGUUCCUGGAGGAGCGGUCCAAGCGCUUUGAGCAGGGAGUGCCGUGCAGCGAUGUGAUCAAACAAACAAUCAUUAACAGUCCAGUCCUUUCAGUCAGAAAGUCUACAGAAAACCUAUCAGCCACAUCUGAGUCAGACAGACCCGACACUCCAAAAUCCAUCAAAAGUGCAGUACUCAGGAAAGGAAAAAUAAAGGUAGACAAAAAAGGCAGCCGAUCCCCCAUGAAGCCGGAGAACGGAGUCGACAGUCCAAGUCCUAAAUCGCUGUCAGAUGGAGAUGCUCAGAGCCUACUAAGUGUCCGCUCAUCUUCAACUCCUCAUUCAAAUAGGGCUGCAGUAGCCUUGGAGUCCUCAGGAUUACCCACAGUCCCCAACAACCUGCGAUCCAAAACUGCAGACAGAUUCCACACUAGCAACGAUAACCGGAGGGUCAGGCCUGAUGGAGCUGAGAGCAUCGCCAGUUUACACUCCAAUGACAGCACACCAGAGAAAAAAGUUGACGCAUACCACAGGAAGACUUCAGGCACCCCGACCAUUUCUGUAUCCAAGGCCUCGGUGUCAUCAGAUCUCAGUCGCUCAGAGAUGGACCUGUCAGCUCCCGGUUCUGAACCCAGUGAUGAAGUCUUCAGAGCCAGGAGGCAUUCGGUCCCAGGGGUCCAUGAUACAGACUUUACUGAUGAGGAGACAGAGGAAGACAUUGAUGCUCUGAUGUCGGCUCACGGAAAGAGUGCCAAACAGCGCCCCAGCAUUGCCAUGUCAAUGAGUAGCAUAAACAGCAUGUUGAGCAUGUACAGUGAGUCUGGUGACUAUGGCAACGCCAGGGUGAGCGGUGAGAUCCUGCUGAACAUCAGCUACAGCUACAAAACCGGUGCUCUUAACGUCCUGGUGAAGGAGUGUCACAACCUGGCAACGGGAGACGAGAAGAGGCAACGCACGGACGCUUACGUGAAGACCUACCUGCUGCCAGACAUGUCACGACAGAGCAAGAGGAAGACGAGCGUCAAGCCCAACAGCAUCAACCCGGUUUUCAAUGAGAAUCUGAGGUAUGUGAUCAGCCACUCGCAGCUGGAGACCAGAACCCUGCAGGUCUCCGUGUGGCACAACGACCGCUUCGGACAGAACAGCUUCCUGGGUGAGGUGGAGCUGACAUUUGACUCUUGGGAGUUCGACACUCAGAUUGAGGAGUGGUACGCUCUGCAGCCCAAGGUGGAGAGCAACAUGGACACAACAAUGCCGUACAAAGGAGAGCUGACGGUCGUGUUGAAGUACAUUCCUGGAGAGAAGAACCUCAUGCCUCUGGACGAAGUACCAGUGAAGAAAGGGUUCCUGAAAAGCAAGAAGACGUCCGGCUUCACUCUGCCUGAAGGGGGCAUGGUCGAGCUGCUCGUCAAAGGAGCAAAAAAUCUAACUGCCGUCAAGUCUGGAGGCACAUCGGAUCCUUUUGUAAAAGGAUACCUCCUCCCUGACAACAACAAGUCGACUAAGCACAAGACAGCAGUGGAGCGACGUACUGUGAACCCUCAGUGGAACCACACCUUCACCUACUGCGGCCUGCAGCCUGGAGACCUCAACAACGUCUGCCUGGAGCUCACAGUGUGGGACAAAGAAGCCCUGGCCAGCAACGUCUUCCUGGGGGGAGUGAGGCUCGGAGCUGGAACAGGCAAAAGCUACGGGAACGAGGUAGACUGGAUGGACUCAUUCGGGGAGGAACAGCGGCUGUGGCAACGCAUGAUAGAAAACCCAGAAGUCCCUCAGGAGUGUACUCUGAUGCUGCGAUCAAGCAUGGGCAAGUGCAACACAUGAGCUGGGCCUGUGAGCACAAACAAGAGAGUCUGAAAGAGAAUGACAGAGAAGAAGAGGAAAGCAAAGAAGUGAUGUGAAGACGUGAGGAGAGAGCUGGAAAAGUGGAACGGUCAAGAAGAAAACAGAACAGUGACUCAAAUGCCCAUAAAGGAACAAAGACCGUCCUCUUAUCCCUGCGUCUCUCCCCUUUUUAGAUCCCUUCUCUAGUCUAGAUCAGCCAGUCAUGCCUUACACUCACAUCCACAUGUGCCCUGUGCCCUCCAUAGCAUCUAGUUUUGACCAAGCACUGCUGUUUACUGCUGUAUAUGAAGAUGAUGUUGUGUAUUAUCCACUGAAUAAGCACACAGUGUGAGUCCUGAUGUGUCUGUCCUUGUCUCUUUGAUUCAUGUAACAGAGCUGUGUGUACGUGUAGAGAGCAACUGUAUGACAUUUAUUUAGUAAGAUAGACUUAAACAUUCCCUUUAUCUCAGCCACUGAUUCCUGGUUCAAGUCUAAUGACAAUGUUGGGAUUCAUCCCCUUUUAAACAUGUAUGCAGAGGAGGAAAGUGUCUAGUUGUUCAACUCUGAAUGAACACAAAGUUGGUCAGUUAUGAGGUACUAAUUAAGUUAAACUAUAAUAAUAGCACUUUUGGAGACUUUACUUAUAAUAUCAGAAGCCAUUGGCUAAUGUCUGAUGGCUAUAUAACUUAGGAAGCAACUGCAAACUCUUCAUGGCCGUUAUCUGAUCAACAUUUAUGUGAUGGAUUGCUGUGAUAUGUUAUUCCACAAAGACCAAAGAGGAAAUUGGAGUAGAGCAAAAUCCAUAGCACAAGUCACAUGGUAUAUAAGUUGUAUUGUUUCAGCGGGUCUCCCAGAUGAAAAAAUGCUUCAAAUUGUAUUCUUAUCCAAUUGUGUUCAGGCAAGCCCACAACAUGUAGUUUCCUUGUAGCUGUGUAGCUCUUUCAGUACCAUAUGUUUACACUGUGUGGAAUUUGCACUCCUUCUAGCUACUUUUACUGUCGUUGAUCUCUCAGCCUGUGGUGAUAGUUGUGAAGUACAGACCCACAGCCUACAAGUUGCUCUGCCCACCUCCUCUGGUUCCUUAUGUUCUUUUUUAAGGGGUCUUUUUAAUUGAACUAGCACUCCACUGAGUUAGUCUAGGUACCAGUAUAUUGUUGUUUUCUUUAACUGCAUUUAUUUUAUAACCUGACACAUCAGAUAGACUGAAAUAGUAAUUGCAUGGGAUAUAAGUUUUCAGUUAAACAUCGAACAGUGAUUGGAUUGGACGACCGUUGUGUCCAUCUUAUUCAUUACAGGCCAAUCUGAAAGACAAAACAUAUGAAAUUGUAGGUAUGGGCAGCUCAUGAGAGUGAACUCAACUAACUAUUUGUUAGCAAAGCCAGUUGGUGAAACAAAGUCUAGACAAAGCCUGCUGGGAGAAGAGCAUAAACAUAUUUUCAUAAAUAAAUAAAAUAAAACAUUUCAUAAAUAAAACAGAGAAUAAGGUCAGAGGUCUAACCCGAGGUGAAAUUAUGUAUAGACCCAUUUUAGAAGUAGAUAUGUAAAAGGUGUCUCACGCUAGCUUCGUUAGCUUUCGCUACAGCUAACAUAGCUAUGCUAGAUACAUAGUUACUACAUAGGCUAGUGUAGCGAAGUUACCUUUAGCAAUGUGAGCUUUAGCAACAUUGAGCUUUAGCAACGUACACUUUAGCAAUGUGAGCUUUAGCUAACGUAGCUACAGUUAACAUAGCUACCUACGCUACAUACACAACAUAGCUAAUGUUAGCUUUGUAGCUUUGUUAGUAUAGAUAUUCAUGAGAUUUGUGAGCUUUAGCUAUAUAGCUAUGUUAGCUAUGUUAUCUCCCUAGCUAAAAGAGCUCCAUUACCUACAUUUGCUACAUAAAAGUACUUUGCUUAAUUAAACGUUUUGUAAUCAGGUUUUGCAGGUCAGGUUUUUUACCUUUUGGUAUCUUUACCCUUACCUUAAUUAUGACCCUAACCUAAAUGAAAGUUGAAUCAACAAUUUUAUGAAAGUUUUAGCAUUUAUUAAUAUUCUGCUAGAGGGGCCGUCUGAGAUGAACGGUCUGCAGCAGAACCAGCUCAAGCUAACUGCUCAAUUGGCAGCCAUUGUUCAGCAGCAUGCAUUACAACUAAACCCUGUCCAUAACUACUGCCUCGUUCUCCUCAAAUGACACCGAUUGGUCCUUCCAUUCUCAGACCAGUUAGGAUUAUAACUAGGGCUGGGACUUAUCACGUUAAUUAAGAUUAAUUAAUUACAGAAAAAAAUAACGCGAUAAAAAAAAUAACACAUUUAAUCUCAAUUUAUUUUUGCACUCCAAACACAGCGGAAUGUUUCUCAUUGCACAAGUUCCCGGUAUACCCAUAAUACUGAUGCACAGGACACAACACGACAAACACCAUGGAAACCGAUGAGAAGUCGUUGCUGGGUUUUGUGGGCGUAAAAUUUAGUUUGAAAAACUACCGGAUGGACACCUGAAUAAAAGCACAGUUGUGUGCAAAUUGUGCAAGAAAGAAUUUGCCUUUCACCAGAGCUCUUCUAGCCUCCGCUGCCACCUUAAUGCCAAACAUGCUGCAGCUAGCACAGACAACAUUCCUAGUUCGAGCAGGCAGUAUCGCCAAUCCACACUCGACAAGAUGACGGGGUUCAGAGCCAAAAUGAGUAAGUCCACGACUGACAAAUUAACAAACUCACUGACAAAAUGGAUUGAAGUGGACUGCCGACCACUCUUGGUGGUAGAGGAUAAGGAGCUAGAAGCGGUGCUACAGAUAGCAUCCUCUGACCCAAAUUAUGAACUGCCAUGCAGAAAGAAAAUUUCAAACAAUGCAAUCAUAAUAUUCCUUAUUCAUAUUGCACUUUAUGUUAACACUCAGUGAUGAAAAUCAACACGAUUUUGUUGUUUAGGUCAUUUAUGUGUCUAUUCAUUGAUUCAGUCAUAAACCGAAAUUCAUCUCGAUUGAAAAAUGCUGCUUCUUGUGUCAAAUAUUGAUAGGCGAUUAACUGAGAUUAAUUAAUUACAAAGCCUCUAAUUAAUUAGAUAAAUUUUUUAAUCAAGUCCCACCACUAAUUAUAACCUAAAGAGGGGGGAAAAGUCAAAAGAGUGGGGCUGCUAGCCUGGUACUGUUGCUAUUUAUCACAGCACACUUUUCCAACAAAAGGGCUUUUUGAAAUACACAACAAAUGAUGGUAAAGUGCCAUCAGAUCCCAUACAACUGAUGGUGGCAGCUGUACCUGUGGUGAUGACAAAACACCUCUCUGUAUUUUAUACUGGUGUGUUGGUCACACCAGUAUAAAAGAUUCCCACUUUUUAGAUGAAAAAUAAGUCACAAGUGUGGCUUAAACACUGAAUUUUACAAUAUUCACAUGAUUUGCCACCAGUCAUUUUGUGCUUUUAUCAGGUCAUGAUUUAAAUGAGUUCAAUGGUUUCAUUAAUGACCCAAAAAUUUCUAUAUCUAGACAUCCCUAUCAGUACUUGCUUGUUUUAAGUGCUGAAAGAAAAAGUUUGCCAAUAGGCAAAUCUAAGACAGUAGACAUAUUGGCAUUUAUCCAGCAAAAUAUAAACUUUUUUUGAGUCAGUUAGCAUGUUGAUGUUAGCAAAUAGCUCAAACCCCUGUUACACCAAUGUGGAAUGAGUUCAUAUCUGGUUUGGUCAUAUAAAGUCAAAAGUAUAAAAUGGAAAAUAACAAAAAAUCAAAGUUAUUUUCUGUCUUUACUUUCAGGUUUGAUUGCCAACAAUUGGUUUGCAAAUUACAUUUGAAGAACCAUUUGCAUGCAUUUGCAUCUUCUGUAUCUUUUUAUCAUUAGUAGUCAGAUCAUGCUUGUUUAUUUGGAAAGGAAAACCUAAUAAGUGAAAAAUUAGACGUUUGCAUCUCUUUUCUUUCAUUUCUGUUGUGUACUGUGCAGUACCUUCUGUUUAUGAGACUUGCUUUGUUUUAAUUGUGCAGCUCUUAAGUGAUGGUAAAGUGGGCUGGUCACUGGAUUGUACAAAGGCUAAGGCCAAUAAUCUUUCAGAAACUAGCUCAAGAACCAGGGUUGUUAAUUCCUCAGAUGAAAUCAGCCAUGAUCAUGGCUGCACACUUAUGUUGUUGAUUUAGUAAUGAUUUCUGUUUAUGGACUAAUCAUUAUAUCAACUGUGAGUGCUUCAAAGACAAUUCCUUGAAAAAUGUACUUGCAGUUGAAAAAAAAUCUUGUCAGAGUACAUGUUUAGAGUAGCUUAAAUGUAACUGAACAUAGCACUGUAUCAGUGUGAUAAGAGAAUGUGCAUGGUUUAGAUGAAUAGUGUCAUGAGAACAAAAGGUUAUCUAAAGCACUGAUAAUGACAUCACUUUGAACUCAGAUGAGGAGAUGAUUUUAAGUGUGUUCCCAGGAGCCUUGAGACGGCGGCUGUGUGUUACAGAGUGAGUCAGCGCUGAGCUUUUCAUCUCAGGGGGAGCCUAAUAAUGAGUCAGUGACAGGAACCUUGUCCCUGUCGCUCCCAGCUCUGCGAUCCUCCACCCUGCGAUGAAUCACAUUUUUCACAAAAACAAUUCUGAAGUUAAAACUCCUCUACAAUCAGUUUUCAUAAGGAAUGCCCCUUCUGUCUGCCUGUCCUUGGCCUCCCGUCGGCUCUGAAACUACAAGAAUGACACUGUAUCUGCACAAUUCUAGUAAUAAUACAUGAUGUUUACUGUAUAGAUGAGAGGAUCGUGCAAUACCUGAUUACUGAAGGAACUUUUGAUGUACAGCAUGUACUAUCUCUGUAGUAUCUGGUUUCAAAGCAUCAAUCUCAAUGUAUCCAAGCCUAUUUUGCCCCAAAUGUGUUACAGGAAUAUUUUCAA